GUUCUCCCAGCUCUCCUCAUGCAACAGUGUCAAUGCGGCUGGCACGGUCGUGAGCCCCUUGGUCACUGGCAACUUCCAGGUCACCAACCCGGACUUCGACUCCGGCUGCGUGUGCAGGUCAACCGGCCGCAAGCCGGUGUUCCUGCUGAGCGCUGUCGAUGUCAUCGCGGGCCAGCAGUGCCUCCCGUGA
This is a messenger RNA of Monoraphidium neglectum, 190 nucleotides long. RefSeq lists its product as hypothetical. The record is from RefSeq and is a predicted model, not a curated record. NCBI's taxonomy places the organism in Eukaryota, Viridiplantae, Chlorophyta, Chlorophyceae, Sphaeropleales, Selenastraceae. The transcript has a single exon. The annotation marks the transcript as partial.